This is a messenger RNA of Phanerochaete carnosa HHB-10118-sp, 1344 nucleotides long. RefSeq lists its product as uncharacterized. Gene Ontology annotation, molecular function: protein-lysine N-methyltransferase activity. Gene Ontology annotation, biological process: peptidyl-lysine dimethylation. The coding region runs from base 1 to 846 and encodes 281 amino acids. The transcript is spliced from 5 exons. Lineage: Eukaryota; Fungi; Basidiomycota; Agaricomycetes; Polyporales; Phanerochaetaceae. The record is from RefSeq and is a predicted model, not a curated record.
AUGGAUACACUCGACGUCGAAGAUGUGCUUGGCGACAGCAUCGGCCUCUUCGGCGACGAGGAGCACAAUGACGGGACCGUCUAUUACGGGCCACUGACGCUCACUACGGCACCGAAGGAAGGCAAGGCCAACACGCUGUUGGCCGACCAUCUCUUCUCGCCGUCGCUCUUGUUGGCAGAGCGCAUCGAGCGUGGACUUAUCCCGUUAGCCGGCCGCUCUGUCGUGGAACUUGGCGCCGGAUGCGCCUUGCCCUCACUGCUCUCUGCCACCCUUGACGCGCCUCCAGCGUUGGUGGUGGCCGCCGACUAUCCGGACAGGGUCAUCCUGGACAGCUUGAUCAAAAAUAUUGACUCCAACCGUCCCCAUUUCUCCAAGAAGUGUGACGUUCGCUGGAUCAGUUACGAGUGGGGAAGCGACGUUGCACCGCUCCUAGAAUUGGUGUCUGACGACAGAAAAGGCUACGACAUUGUCCUCCUGUCGGAUCUGCUGCACUUUGACGCGUCGCACGACGCUCUGCUGCUGUCACUCACCUCUUUGCUACACAAAUCCAGCAGCGCCCGCACCUAUGUCUCAGCCGGAAAAUACACACCGGCAGCGGUAUACGAGUAUUUCUUGCGCGAAGGCGAGAAGCUGGGCUUGGCGUGGGAGGAGGGCGAGGACGACGGAGUCUGGCGGGCGACGCUGGAUGUCCACGGCGGGGGGCUGGAUCGCGAACAGCUCGGCAUCCGCAAGGGCAUGUGUCGCUGGUGGACCGGCCGUUGGUCAGAGGAAGGCCUGGCGGUUAGUGGCAGAGAAGAUCAUUUAUCGAAAGUUAGGUUUGCGGAUAAGACCUGGGCUGGUCGCUGAUGGCGGGGAGCGCCCAGGUACUUGCCUGCUCGAUUUGAUGCCACUCCCGGAAUCGUGGUGUGGAUAGUGGGGAGCACAUGCUCCUGGGAAGUGCGCCACGCUCGAUACCCUGAAAGAUGCCAGGAUGGAUGCACUCUCCGAUUCUCUGGACCGUCCGAUGCAUAUAUAGGCUCUGGGCCUUACGUCAAGGUUCGCGGAGGCUGAAUGCACGUUGCCUCCCGCCGCACUUACAUAAUCCUCGUCACUCCACCCCGCCGACUAACAUACCUCCAGUCAUGAAAUAGAUCGUGGAACACCGGUGUGCUGCGUCGACACACACUGUUCUCGUGGACACAUUAGACUCACGUCACCAGCAUGUGCCUUGAUCAGCCACUCGCUUGUACAAAUACAACACACUGGACCCUGGUUGGGUACCUCUCCAGCGCAUUAACAUAUCACAUCCUCAAGGUCAUAUCGCAGACGUAACCGCGGCUCCUGCAUGACACAGGCGAUGUGCAG